GGAGAACUCAUUCCCCGCCCGUCUCCUCUGCACUCCUCCGCGUUCUACCUGGUUUAAUCUUCAACAUUUAAAUUUCAUUUUGCAUCUCUGCGAAAAGAUCGAUAGGACGGGGGUGGGGGGUGGUGGAAAGUAGCCAUUCUCUAAAUACUUCAGUGACAUUCGUAGCGAAGUCGACGAACAGAAUGCGUUCAACAACGGAGGAAAAUUGUAAUGUCGAGGCGGCUAAAGCAGUAAAGCCUGCGAGUGACGCACACUGGUCUGACUAGUGUUUAUUUUACAUACGUCAGGGCAGUUCUUCAGUACGUCCAGUAAGUUCGUUGCCAAGUUUCAUUGAAAGCAGAUGGAAUCAGGAAAUACCGAUUUGAAAAUGGCUUCCGGGCGGCGGCUCCGGAGUUUGAUAGAUCAGACAAUUUGUCCAAUUUGUCUGGAUUUCUUCACCGAUCCGGUUACGCUGGGUUGUGGGCACAACUUCUGCCGCUCCUGUAUCAUCCAGAGUUGGGAGAAGAAGGAGAUAAACUCCUGUCCGGAAUGUAGAGCGGAAUUUCCAGAAAGAACCCUCAGCAUAAAUCGGGCCUUGGCGAAUCUCGCGGAGGAGGCUCAAAAAUUAGAGCUUAACCCGAAAGAGGAGGAAAGUAAAAUUUACUGUGAGGAACAUCAGGAAGAUCUGAAACUGUUUUGUGAAACCGACAAGAAACUGAUCUGUCUAAACUGUAAAAUUUCGCGAGAACACAGAGGGCAUCGCUGCAUCCCGAUUAAACAAGCGUUUGAAAUCUACAAGGAACAGCUGAGAUCUUCCUUAGAUUUUCUCACAGUGAAGAAAUCGGCGGUUCUAGAAAAGGAACUGAAUCAGAAACGGAAGAUUUCUGAAGUUACGGAACAGGUGAGCAGUCUGCAGGCCUACAUCACAUCCGAGUUCACUAAAAUGCACCAGAUUCUCACUGAGCAAGAGCAACGUUUACUCCGCGAUCUCAGGGAAGACGAGAAGAGGAUUCUAGACACAAUGGAGAAAAAUCUCCGGGUGAUUCAGGACAAAUUAAAUUCAAUUGAAGAGAAACUCUCAAAGAUGCAGAAGCAGAUCGAGCAAAAAGACGAACUGAUAUUUUUGCAGGAAUCAGCCUGUCGGAAAAGAAGGCUUACUGAUGAAUAUCACCAACUCUCAAUUGCGGAUUUAGUCCUAUCUGUUGGAAAGUAUACCGGGCCUUUACAGUACAUGACAUGGAGAGAAAUGAUAAACGUCAUUCACCCAGCUCCAGCCUCCCUGACUCUGGAUCCGAAAACAGCGAAUCCCCAGCUCGUACUGUCUGCGGACCGGACCAGUGUGAGACUUGGAGACAAACCGCAGCCCCUCCCUGACUCCCCGGAGAGAUUUGAUCCCUGGUUCUGUGUCCUCGGAUCAGAGGGAUUCACAUCAGGGAGACAUUACUGGGAGGUGGAGGUGGGGGAGAAGAUGCGAUGGGCUCUGGGAGUGGCCAAGGAGUCUUUGGAGAGGAAAAAGGGAAUCUACCCAAGCCCGGAAACCGGUCACUGGAUUGUGAGGCUCAGUCCCGGAAGUGGUUAUUUUGCCGCCACGAUCCCAUCACGAACCCACCUGUCCCCUCGUGUACAGCCCAUGAAGAUCGGGGUUUUCCUGGACUAUGAGGGUGGACAGGUGUCAUUUUACAAUGCGGACAACACGUCCCAUCUCCACACUUUCACCCACACUUUCACUGAGCAGGUUUUUCCAUUCUUCUAUACGGGACCAAAUAUGGACGGGAAAAACUCGGGUCCGCUGUCAAUCUGCGGGAUUAAAGGGCAUUGACAGAUCCAUCCCAGAAUUUAUCCCCCUUCCCCCAACCUCCUGCCAUCUGAUGGGGGGAGAUUUCAGUCACAGGUGGAGAGAACAUUCUGGAAAUGGGAUUUUUCAACAACAUUUUUUUUCAGAGAACCAAGUGCUUUGUUCAUCAAAACUGAAUUGACAUCUUAAUUAAUCCCAAGAAGCAUAAACUCAACACAUAUUUUUGUUUUGCUGGGCAUUACUGCACAGAUUUUACUUGUAUGUGAUACAUUCCAAAUUAAUGGCAGGUUUUAAGUCAUGUUGAAAGAGGAAACUAUCUUGCACAUUUAUAUGCGGUAAGACUGCAGUGCAGAUUCGUCAAUCUCCAGAGAAUGUUACGCGUGAACUGUGUGGGUGCCAAUGUCAUUAACACAUAAUGUUUAACAACAUAAAUCGAGUUCCCCCAGUGUACACCAGAGUGUUAGUAGAAUUAGAGUUACGAUUUGUCUCUGGUUUACUGAUCUGUCAAACACCAUCUACAUCAGAGAAGUUCUCCUAAAAACAGAACGUAAUUAUCUGUAUUAUUAAAACUGAUAUUAAA
Stegostoma tigrinum is the source of this 2354-nucleotide messenger RNA. RefSeq names its product zinc-binding protein A33-like. The coding region runs from base 341 to 1798 and encodes 485 amino acids. The record is from RefSeq and is a predicted model, not a curated record. Gene Ontology annotation, molecular function: zinc ion binding; protein binding. NCBI's taxonomy places the organism in Eukaryota, Metazoa, Chordata, Chondrichthyes, Orectolobiformes, Stegostomatidae. The transcript is spliced from 6 exons.